Molecule: messenger RNA, 5010 nt
Organism: Biomphalaria glabrata
Lineage: Eukaryota; Metazoa; Mollusca; Gastropoda; Planorbidae
Product: dopamine receptor 2-like
Exons: 3
Coding region: 1443-2843 (466 amino acids)
Biological process (GO): adenylate cyclase-activating adrenergic receptor signaling pathway
Cellular component (GO): membrane
Molecular function (GO): G protein-coupled receptor activity
Source: RefSeq, a predicted model, not a curated record
UUGAACAACUCCAAUGGCUGGCAAUGGCUUGUGGGUUGAUUAAAGUUGAACUUGUAGACUCAUAAUCUGUGCACAAAGAUUUCGAGAGGAUAGCCUAUCAUUCUUAGAUCAACUUAUCAACCUAUCAAUCUUAGAUAAAAAGAAACACUUCUAAAGAUUCAUUGACAAAAGAUCUAUUAGUCCAUCAAGUCUAUAGCAUAUUGAUAUGAAUUCGGCCGGUGACAUCAUAUUAAAAGAUACUACUCCAUUGCCUUUCAAUGGUUCAAAUAUUUCAAAUAUUAACCCAGCAUUAUUACCACAAUACCCUCCUGGUCAGAACAUCUUGUACAUGAUUGGUGGAUCACCUCAGUCCUCGAGAUCAUUCUACUCCUGUGACAGACUCAGAAGACUCAAUCUCCAGGAACAAGCCAAGUGUUCUGGCAUCAGCUCUCUUAUCCAAGUCAUCUUUUGUUGCUGUUGUUUGGAUAUUUCCAAAGACAUGGCUGUUUAAAUAAUUCAUAUUGUUGCUUUUUAGAUUGACAAUUAAAUCUUAAAUACUAGUGUCUGUUUUAACUAGAUUGAAAAAUAUCGAUCUAAAGCUUAUGGCUACAAAAACAACAACAAAAAAGUUGGUAUAAUUUAAAAAAAAAAGAAAUAUUUUACACAUUGACUUUCGAUUUAGGAUGAGAACAAAAGUGUCUCAAGAGAUUUAAAGUCAAUUGACUUCUCUUGUACAUUAAAUGCCGAGGUGUUCUGUCUCAUACUUUACAAAUAUAUUUGUAUGUGUGUGUGUGUUCGUCUGUUUACUUUUGUUUUCACAUUGUUGACAUCUCCAUGUGUGAAGAACAGAAAGGUGUUAAAAGUUGUAACUUAACUCACGGGCUGCUAAAUGAGAAGCGAGAGCUUGUCGCGUGCUCACUGCAUCCCAAACUCGUUGGCCUUAAGCCCAGUUCGCCAUUACAACCAGUGACUUUCUUCAGAAAUCGUUUUAAUCAUCCGAUGUUCUCUAGCCUACUAUUGAAUACAAAUGCAAGUUUUGUGGAAGUAUUGACAUAAUGUAUUAAAGUGUCUGGACAAGCGAUUUAUGUGGCAGUGUGGUCAGUGCUGGCAUUCCGAACAAGAUAGGAUGUAUUCAUUAACAUAUUGAUUUAUUCCAUGGCCAGUGGCUGAGGAUAAUCCAUGUCAUAGAAUUUCUCUUGAACGAAACAAAUCAAGACACUCUAUUGUGUGUGUGUGUCACUCACGAAUAGCAUUGACUGUUACGUAAUGGUGGAACUUUGAAAACUGUCAAGAUAAAAAAAAAGCAUUACAUAGAAAAAAGAAUUCAUCUUACUUUUAAUUCCAAAGCUUCUUUCAAACAGAAGUUUGACUUGUGAAUAAAGUUUCAAUGUGUACAGAACGCAGCGUACAUCUUCAAUGAAAGAAAUACAUUUUCUGUGUACAUACUCGAAGAAAAUACGUACAUGCAAAAUUUGGCAAUUAAUAUUUCUUUCAUCUUCUCUGAUGACGCAGAUGUGUUCAAUAUUACAGCUAACCUUACAUCCGAAAUUGAUACCGAUGAAGGCCAGUUCUUUUAUCAAGCUACUAGCACAGCUAUUGAUCUGGUCACAGGCAACUGGUCACAAGAGGAACCAUUGUACAAACUCAAAAAUCCUGCUAUUGGAGUUCUUUUAGCCAUAUUUAGUUUAAUAGUUGUUGUUGGUAAUUUGAUGGUUAUAGUUGCAGUGUACAGAGAAGUUUAUCUGCGUAUGGUGACCAACUAUUUCAUUGUCUCCCUGGCCAUCGCUGACGUCAUGGUAGGAGGAGUGGUCAUGCCUUUCAGCAUCAGCAACGAAUUGACCACAUCUGUGUGGCUGUAUGGUCAGGCCUGGUGUGAUAUGUGGCGUUCUCUGGACGUGUUGGCCUCUACAGCCUCCAUUCUCAAUUUAUGUGUUAUCUCCUUAGACCGCUAUUGGGCUAUAACUGACCCGAUAGCCUACCCUAGUAAAAUGUCCAACAGUAAAGUUUGUAUUCUCAUAGCAUUGGUUUGGUUUUGUUCUGCAGGGAUUUCAUUUCCUGCUAUAGCUUGGUGGCGGGCAGUGACCCCCAGUGACCUGCCCAAGCAUAGGUGUUUAUUCACAGAGGACAGCGCCUACUUGAUCAUCUCCUCUGUAGUGUCCUUCUACGUGCCAUGUAUUAUCAUGAUGUUUGUCUAUUGUAAAAUCUAUCGCGCAGCCCUGACACAAAUUGAAGGGAUUAAGAGUGGCUGCAAAGUAACAGCCGACUGUCCAAGGGGAGACAAUGGAGAAGUGAUGACAUUGAGAAUACAUCGCGGAGGCUACCAUUUACGUACUGAGUUGUCUGGCUUUGAGCGGGGUGUGAGCGACAGCGACACUGACAGUCCGUUGGGCAGUCGACAUCAUAUGUACCAUCACAACGCACACCCAAACCAUCUACGCUCCACCACAUUUAUCACCAAGAAAAUACGUCACUUCGCCAUUAGUAAAAAAUUGACUAAACUGGCGAAGGAACAAAAGGCGGCCAAGACACUCGGCAUUGUUGUGGGUGUAUUCAUCAUCUGCUGGGUGCCAUUCUUCUGUGCUAAUGUCCUGUAUGGGAUCUGCCAUUCCAACUGUGUCUACAGGCCCGAACUAUUAUUUCCAGUCUUCACCUGGCUAGGCUAUAUCAACUCUGGUAUGAAUCCGAUCAUUUAUGCAUUAUCCAUGAAAGACUUCAGACGAGCUUUUAGCAAGAUGAUCCUCUGUUGUCCUAGAUACAGGUACUCCCAAUGCAAACGACAGGCGUAUAAUAAUCAAACCAACAGCUCAUCUACUUCCAGCUUUUCUGUCAAUUGCAGUGACCGCUGUAUGAGCCUACAGAUUUAGGUUAACUCUCUGUAGACACCAAUAGCUGGAUGUGUCGUGGAUAUCAAAAGUCUAAGACGUGUAAUUAUUGUGAAUAAAGCUAAACAAGUGAAUUAUAAAACUAAGUGAUUAUAAUAUAAAGAAUGUUAUCAUCUUAUCUUUUACAUGCUAUUAUUCAUCAUAUAAUCAUUCCCAGAUCCAUAAGAUUAUGUUUGUUUCAAAUAGUGCAUUUUGAAGAUAUAACCUACUUCUUGUAAAUAUCAUUUUCAACCAUGCACAAUCUGUAAAGCACACACUGAAACUAUACACACAUUAAGUGUUUGUACUAAAUCAGUUCCUAUGUGUGUUCUGUUUGUAUGUUAGUGUUAGAAAGUGUUCACCUAACAUGAAUGGUUAGCACCAUGUUUAUGUUGCAAAGACUCUCGUUCUAUAAAGUGAAAUGUCUUUAUUGUAGUAACACGCAACCAUUCAGUAGUAGCCAUUCAACAGUAGUCAUACAACAGUAGUCAUACAACAGUAGUCAUACAACAGUAGUCAUACAACGGUAGUCAUACAACGGUAGUCAUACAACGGUAGUCAUUCAGCAGUAGUUAUAUAGCGUUAGUCAUACAACAGUAGUCAUUCAGCGGUAGUCAUUCAACAGUAGUCAUACAACAGUAGUCAUACAACGGUAGUCAUACAACAGUAUUCAUGCAACUGUAGUCAUUCAACGGUAAUCAUACAACAGUAGUCAUACAACGGUAGUCAUACAACAGUAGUCAUACAACGGUAGUCAUACAACAGUAGUCAUACAACAGUAGUCAUACAACGGUAGUCAUUCAACAGUAGUUAUAUAGCGUUAGUCAUACAACAGUAGUCAUUCAGCGGUAGUCAUUCAACAGUAGUUAUAUAGCGUUAGUCAUACAACAGUAGUCAUUCAGCGGUAGUCAUUCAACAGUAGUCAUACAACAGUAGUCAUACAACGGUAGUCAUACAACAGUAUUCAUGCAACUGUAGUCAUUCAACGGUAGUUAUACAACAGUAGUCAUACAACGGUAGUCAUUCGACGGUAGUCAUUCGACGGUAGUCAUUCGACGGUAGUCAUACAUCAGUAGUCAUUCAACACAGUUAUACAACGGUAGUCAUACAACAGUGGUCAUACAACAGUAGUCAUACAACAGUGGUCAUACAACAGUAGUCAUACAACAGCAGUCAUACAACAGUGGUCAUGCAACAGUAGUUAGUGUUAUUUUUAAAGGGGCACAAAAACUGUUUUAAUUAGUUAUCCAUAUUUGAAUAUUAAUCAGUAAAAUGACAUUACUAAUAUUACCAAUGUUAAAAAAUUGAACUGUUAAAUUAAUCAAUUAUUCAAGCUUGCAAAAUAGUCAUGUCAGAAUCAAUUAGUCAAGCAAGUAGAAUAUUCAUGUCAGAAUCAAUAAGUCAGACUAGAAUAAUAGUCAUGGCAGAAUCAAUCAGUCAGACUAGAAGAAUAGUCAUGGCAGAAUCAAUCAGUCAAACUAGAAUAAUAGUCAUGGCAGAAUCAAUGAGUCAAACUAGCAGAAUAGUCAUUGUAGAAUCAAUCAUCAAACUAGCAGAAUAGUCACGGUUCAAUCAAUCACCGAAGCUUUGUGCAGAGCAAGGUAGAGAAAUUAUUUAAAAGAAUGUAGAUCUUGUACAUUUGAAUUAAAGAGAAUGUUGAUCUAGUACAUUUGAGUCAAAGAGAAUCAAGAUCUUGUAGCCUACAUUUCAAUACAAGAGAAUAUAGAUCUUGUACAUUUCAAUCGAAGAGAAUAUAGAUCUUAUACAUUUGAAUCAAAGAGACUCUAGAUCUUGUACAUUUGAAUCAAGACAUUUUCCUAGCAUACGAUGACAAUGUACAAGCCUAACUUGAUAUUAUUGAUAUUUCCGAAGUACAAUGACGUCCUCGUGAUUCUUGGACUUUAAAACUGUUGUUGUUUUUUCCGGGUAUCGUUCAUGUUUAUUUAAGAAAAUAAUUUUUUAAAAAAGCAUUUAUAAUUUAUAAUCAAAAGAAGAAAAUUCCAGAUUUGCAGUAUUUUAUUUGUUUGCCUAUAUGUGAAAUGUAUGAAAUAAAAUGUAGUCUAAUGUUGAACUCUGUUAUUGUAUUACUUUCAAUGAUCGUCUAGCUCAAAUAUGAGUGUAUAUGUAUGGAUUUAAUACUUAUGCACUAUACUCUGGGUAGAUUUGUACU